Naumovozyma dairenensis CBS 421 is the source of this 4092-nucleotide messenger RNA. RefSeq names its product RSC chromatin remodeling complex ATPase subunit STH1 (gene STH1). Gene Ontology annotation, molecular function: ATP binding; histone binding; ATP-dependent chromatin remodeler activity. Lineage: Eukaryota; Fungi; Ascomycota; Saccharomycetes; Saccharomycetales; Saccharomycetaceae. The record is from RefSeq and is a predicted model, not a curated record. Gene Ontology annotation, cellular component: nucleus. Bases 1 to 4092 code for a protein of 1363 amino acids. Gene Ontology annotation, biological process: positive regulation of transcription by RNA polymerase II. The transcript has a single exon.
AUGUUAGAGGCAAGCCAGGUCGCAACAGAACCGGUACUACUUCCAUCUCACAAAGAAAUACAGAAUGUAAACAAUAUUCAUAUCCCAAAACCUCAAACAAAAGAUCAGCUGGAACAGCUUAUAUAUAGGUAUAGAGCCAUUCAGCAACAUCCAGUGGAAAAUAAGUUAGAAAUAAAUCUACUUGAGGAAGUGUUUAUUGACAUUUCAAAUGAUCAAGAUGAAUAUAAUAAGAUUGUGGAACAAUUGAGAAGUGAUUUACUUUCAACUACUGAUGAACCAAAAGAAAAUUAUGAUACAGACCUCUUGAAGAAACAAAUAUUAGCUUUGCAACUCCUAGAAAGAGACUUAGAUAUACCUGAUGGGUUGCUCUCGUCAGAUGAAACAACUAACACUAAUAAAACAAGCGCACAAUUUGGAAAUGGAUCAGUAUCACCUAUUAAACUCACUUUAGACUUUUAUAAAAAUGCAGAAGCUUUCGGAUUAGCUGAUAAACUAUCAAAGAAACCAACAGCGCAACUUGGUCAUGUCGAUACAGAAACAGCCAUAACUAAAGAUAUAGCUAAACGAAUCAAAGAACUUGAAAACUUACCAGCAAAUAUAGGUUCAUAUUCCCUUGACGAUAGUUUAGAAUUUUUAACCACAGAUGCAUUACCAUCCAAUGUUGAUAUCUUAAAGAUCAAAGCUUUAAUCGAAUUGAAAUCAUUGAAAGCAUUAACGAAACAAAAAUCUUUGAGACAAAAAUUAAUCACAAAUGUCACAACAUCUGCACAUCAAACCAUCCCUUCAUUGCGUGAUUCUCCUUACACCAUGGCAGCUACGAGAUCAGUUUACGUAAGACCAAAGGUUAUUGUCCCACAAACAGUUAGAUUGGCUGAAGAAUUAGAACGACAACAAUUACUAGAAAAACGUAAGAAGCAACGAAACUUACAUUUGAAGAAGAUUUAUAAUAUAAUCGAUUUUGUUAAGGAAACUCAAGAAAAUAAAAAUCCUCGUCGUGAUCGUUGUAGUGUAUUUGGUAAAUUCUGUACAACAGCUCAUAACCAAAUUGAAAAAGAUGAACAAAGAAGGAUUGAAAGGACAGCUAAGCAACGUUUGGCUGCUUUGAAAUCAAACGAUGAAGAAGCCUAUUUGAAAUUGUUAGAUCAGACAAAAGAUACUAGAAUUACACAACUUUUAAAACAAACCAAUUCUUUCUUGGAUUCAUUGGCACAAGCUGUUCAAGUACAACAAAAUGAAGCAAAACUAUUAAACGGUGAGGAAAUUAAACCGUUGACUGAUGAAGAUAGAGAAAAAAUCGAUUAUUAUGAAGUGGCUCAUAGAAUUAAAGAAAAGAUUAGUAAGCAACCUUCAAUUCUUGUCGGUGGUACACUAAAAGAAUAUCAAUUACGUGGGUUAGAAUGGAUGGUUUCCCUUUAUAAUAAUCAUUUGAACGGUAUUCUUGCAGAUGAAAUGGGGUUAGGUAAGACGAUUCAAUCGAUCUCUUUAAUCACAUAUUUAUUUGAAUCUAAGAAAGAACCUGGUCCAUUUUUAGUCAUAGUUCCAUUAUCCACGAUCACAAAUUGGACUUUAGAAUUUGAAAAAUGGGCUCCUUCUUUGAAUACAAUCAUUUAUAAAGGUACACCAAACCAAAGACGUUCUUUACAGCAUGAAAUUAGAAAUGGUAAUUUUGAUGUUCUAUUGACCACUUAUGAGUAUAUUAUCAAGGAUAAGGCCUUGUUGAGUAAACAUGAUUGGGCCCAUAUGAUUAUUGACGAAGGUCAUAGAAUGAAAAAUGCACAAUCCAAAUUAUCCUAUACAAUUAGUCAUUAUUAUAGAACAAGGAACAGAUUGAUUUUAACAGGUACUCCCUUACAGAAUAAUUUACCCGAAUUAUGGGCCUUAUUGAAUUUUGUGCUACCAAAAAUUUUCAACUCUGCUAAAACUUUCGAAGAUUGGUUUAAUACACCAUUUGCUAAUACCGGUACCCAAGAAAAGUUAGAACUAACAGAAGAAGAAACAUUAUUAGUUAUUAGAAGAUUACAUAAAGUAUUGAGACCAUUUUUGUUACGUCGUUUGAAGAAAGAAGUGGAAAAAGAUCUUCCUGACAAAGUUGAGAAGGUCAUCAAAUGUAAACUUUCAGGAUUGCAACAACAAUUAUAUGAACAAAUGCUUAAACAUAAUGCUUUAUUCGUUGGUGCAGGCACUGAAGGUGCUACUAAAACUGGUAUCAAAGGUUUGAAUAAUAAGAUUAUGCAAUUGAGAAAAAUUUGUAAUCAUCCAUUUGUGUUUGAUGAAGUGGAAGGUGUUGUGAAUCCAUCGAGAGGUAAUAGUGACGUCUUAUACCGUGUUGCUGGUAAAUUCGAAUUGUUGGAUCGUGUCCUUCCGAAAUUUAAAGCUUCUGGUCAUAGAGUAUUGAUGUUCUUUCAGAUGACACAAGUGAUGGAUAUUAUGGAAGAUUUCUUAAGAAUGAAGGAUCUUAAAUAUAUGAGAUUAGAUGGUAGUACUAAAGCUGAUGAUAGAACUGGUAUGUUAAAAGAAUUUAAUGCUCCUAAUUCAGAAUAUUUCUGUUUCUUAUUGUCUACUAGAGCAGGUGGGUUAGGUUUAAAUUUACAAACUGCUGAUACUGUUAUUAUUUUUGAUACAGAUUGGAACCCACAUCAAGAUUUACAAGCACAAGAUAGAGCUCAUAGAAUUGGUCAGAAAAAUGAAGUUAGAAUUUUAAGACUGAUCACCACUGACUCCGUUGAAGAGGUGAUCUUAGAAAGGGCUAUGCAAAAGCUAGAUAUUGAUGGUAAGGUUAUUCAAGCGGGUAAAUUCGAUAAUAAAUCUACUGCUGAAGAACAAGAAGAAUUUUUAAGGAAAUUACUUGAAAAUGAAAUGAGAGACGAUGAGGAUAAUGAUGCAGAGUUAGAUGAUGACGAAUUGAAUGAAAUCCUAGCUCGUUCUCCUGAAGAAAAGAUAAUGUUCGAUAAAAUGGAUAAAGAAAGGAUUACCAAUGAGAAGAAGAUAGCUAAAGCUAAUGGAUUAAAGACGGUACCACCAAGGUUGAUUCAAGUAUCAGAAUUGCCAGCUAUAUUCAGGGAGAAUAUCGAAGAACAUUUCAAAGAUGAACCUGUUGCAAUUGGUAGGAUUAGAGAAAAGAAGCGUGUAUAUUACGAUGAUGGUUUAACUGAAGAACAAUUUUUAGAAGCCGUUGAAGAUGAAAAUAAUACACUUGAAGACGCUAUUCAAAAGAGGCGUGAAGCUCGUGACAGAAGACGACAGAAGAAGGAAGCUCAAAAAGUUGGAAUUGAAACUUUAGAGAAUUCACCUGAUACUACAGUGGAAACUGAGCCAACUGCAGCAGAAGUGACGCUUCCAGAUGGGGUCGGUGAAAAUAUUGCUAAUGAAGAAAACAUCCCAAUCAAAGAACCAACUCCAGUACAAACACCAAGACGCAGAACAAGAAAAAGAAAGGCUUCCCAAGAACCAGAACCAGAGCCAGAACCACAACCACAACCAACUGUCAAUGAAGUUACCGAAGAGAAUCAUGUAACUGCACCUCCCGUAAUAGAUGGUAAAGUUGAUCAAGAACCCGAAAUUGCUGAGCCAGUCAAGAAGAGACCUAAACUAAAAAUCAAACUGACGUUAAAGAAGAAGAGUCCUGACGUACCUUUGCCCACUGAUGAUGUAAAAGAGCCCGAGGAAACAAAGCAAGACGUUGAAGAUGCUAAACCUAAGCCAAAGGGAAGAGGACGAGGAAGAGGUAAAGCCAAGAAAACGGCCCCAUCUGAUUUUACGUCAACAGUCGAAAAACUAUUUGAAGAAAUGCGUAGUAUAACGGAUAAUGCUGAUGGUCAUGCCGUGACUGAAGUUUUUGAGAAGCUUCCUUCUAGAAAAUUAUACCCUGAUUAUUAUACAUUAAUUCAGAAACCAAUUGCAUUAGAUAAAAUUAUAAAAGAUUGUAAGAAGGGCUCAUAUAAUUCGAUAGAGGAAGUGAAAGAAGAUCUCCAAACAAUGUAUCAAAAUGCAAGAUUUUAUAAUGAAGAGGGAUCAUGGGUGUAUAAUGAUGCUGAUACCCUAGAUAAGUUCACAAGUGAAUGGUUUCAGAAACAUUCGGAACAAGAAAAGUAA